AGAAGGUUGUUACCAACACAACUUCUUAAGACUAUAAAGUGUACAAAGAAAACACGUAGGUCCAUUAUGGAAGGAAUAAAACAACAACAGACAGGUGACUGUGAAGGAAUGACGGCCGGGUCCAUUGCAGUCCCUCACAUCAUCCCGUUGAGGAUUCCUUUCCUUGGUAAACCCAAGAAUGAAAUUGAUACCAACACUCCCAUCGAACUCAAAUCAGACACCCCUGAUGUGGACAUAUACUACACAGUAAAUGGCAGCAGACCUCAGUUCUUGAAGAAACCAUGUUAUGGGGAGAACUCAACCAUAAAAUACAGAGAACCAUUCACAUUGCAAGCAGGCAGAGGAACGAUUAAAGCUUUUGCUGUUUCUAGAGAUGGUCGAGAGAGUGGUGUGGUGACCAAGGUAUUUCUUGUGGAGUAUGUACAGCCCAAUGCAGUGGAGAUAUUGGAGGAUGAUGACAAAAAUUUCUUACAAGAUUAUGAAAAGGAGCUUUCCAGACAGGACAAUCUAGGGGGGUUGGGACCCCCCACAGCUACAUUCACAACACCAAACAAGGAAAGCAAGCACUCCUACGAAGAGACAGUACAAAAAAUUCCUGAACUGAAAAUAAAUGAUGAUGGCCUGCAUAAAUCAUUCAAAGGUCCACAUUUCCUGAACAGUCGUUUUGGAACUUCAGUCCCUGGACAAGAGCUGACUUCAGCCCCGCUGUCCCACAGGUCCCAGUUGGUCACUUCCAUCGAUGCAAGUCCUCCCAAGACCUUGAACAGUACCCAGAGCAUGAGAAUUCAGAGGGAGACUGACUUUCUGAAGUGUGCUUAUUGCCUUGCCCCUCGUCCAUCAGAUCCUUUUGCACGUUUCUGUCAGGAAUGUGGCUCACCAGUUCCUCCAGUGCCUGGCCGGAGGCUUCCACCACCUGAAGGAGCGCAGAUGGGCCUCUGUGUGGAAUGCAAGACAAUGAUCCCAUUGAAUACUCCAACAUGUAUUGUGUGUGAGGCCCUAAUAACCCCUCAGCUAAAGCCUCAGGCCAGCAUCCAUCUCAAGGACAAGAUUAUCUGUCGAUCUUGUGGGACAGGCAAUCCAGCUAAUAUCCAGUAUUGCCUUACCUGUGAGACCAGGCUGUCAGAAUCACCGAAAUCUCAUUUUAAUGGAGAUUUCCUUCCGCCAUUACCAAGUCGUGAAGGAAAGAUGCUGGCAUGUUCCAAAUGUGGCCGAGUUAACAACACUGAUGCACGAUACUGCGAUUGGUGUGGAGCCAAGCCUGGUGCUCCUAUGAGCUACCUCAGCUGCUCAAAGUGUGGGGCAACUAACCAUCCAUAUGCUCGUUUCUGUGGAUGUUGCGGUGUUUACCUGAAACCCCCUAUGAGGAUGGAUUCUCAUGAUGGCACAUUUCUUGGUUCUGGCCAAUCCACAGUUCUGGCAGAGACCACAGAUCUGAUUUCUUCUCCAACCUGGCAACCUUUGACCAUCCCACUACUGAGGUUUGGGUUGGAAUCUAAGAAGGACCAAGGCACCCAAACAGUUGGUCUUUUUUACCCAUCCUGCAAGAUGCUAGAGAAGAAGGAGAUGGAAGUCGUAAUUCAACAAGAAAAACAGCAGAAGAUGACCGAUCGGCGUCCCCUUCUAACAGCCAUCAGCCCUGGAAGGGGAUAUUGGAGGUUGCAGUUAGAUCACAUCUGUGCACAUCUGCGCAGUUACACACAAAAUAAUACUGAAUUCCGGGCUCUAAUUGGAGAACCUCAAAUGGGAAAGAUCGUAUCGGCAACUGUGCAUGAAGAUGGUUAUGAGCUUAGUCUCCGAGUGAACUUUGUCCUUGCAGGAAAUAAGAACAUUCUAACUGGAAAAGCAAUGAAGCUAUCUGAGGACAACUUCCUUAGUAGUGUGACUGAAGGCGGAGAUGGUUACCAUAGCAGUUUGACAAGUUUGGCUAGCGAGUCUCAUUCAGAUGGAGCAUACACAAGCAAGAAACCUAAAAGAUCAAGGAGGAAAAGACAAGUGACAACGAAAGAAGAGAGAUUGCCAGUUGGUAUUCCUUAUAAUGUCCCUUAAAUGCCAUGCAAUGCUAACACCUGCCUGUGAGAAGUACUUGUUGUGGAUUUUAUUUCGGUUUGUAUAAUAACUUGCAAUAAAAUGAUAUGUUAUGGAA
This is a messenger RNA of Rhincodon typus (whale shark), 2143 nucleotides long. RefSeq names its product double zinc ribbon and ankyrin repeat domains 1 (gene dzank1). The coding region runs from base 67 to 2046 and encodes 659 amino acids. Lineage: Eukaryota; Metazoa; Chordata; Chondrichthyes; Orectolobiformes; Rhincodontidae. Gene Ontology annotation, biological process: eye photoreceptor cell development. The transcript is spliced from 17 exons. The record is from RefSeq and is a predicted model, not a curated record.